This is a messenger RNA of Engraulis encrasicolus (European anchovy), 5704 nucleotides long. It is a transcript of the gene acanb, whose product is annotated as aggrecan b. Lineage: Eukaryota; Metazoa; Chordata; Actinopteri; Clupeiformes; Engraulidae. Gene Ontology annotation, biological process: cell adhesion; central nervous system development; skeletal system development. The coding region runs from base 290 to 4186 and encodes 1298 amino acids. The transcript is spliced from 19 exons. The record is from RefSeq and is a predicted model, not a curated record. Gene Ontology annotation, molecular function: hyaluronic acid binding. Gene Ontology annotation, cellular component: perineuronal net; synapse.
AGAGGCAGGCAGUCUCAGGAACACCAGGGCUCAAGACUGCUGAGAGGGACCACUGCCUCCGAAAACCUCCACGCUCAUAUACAUACACAUACAGGUUUGCAUGACCACUGGCCCUUGCAAAGUGACCAGCGUACAGAGUACUGCACUCGGACUGGACUGGGCGAAAAAACUUACCGCCUUCUGUGCCUGUUUUCAUUUUCCUCCCAAGGCUUUUUUCCCAUCAAAAUUCUGCUGGUGCUGUGAAGACACUGACAACCGGAGUUUUAUACGUUCACAUCAAGGGUGAAUCAUGACUAGCUUGCUUCUACUGUGUGCGUGUUUACAUGUCAUCGUGGCAACGCCAACUUUUGGGGACCUCUCUGAUGGAGACGUGGACAGCACCCUGAGCGUCAGCAUCCCGGUAAAGAAGCCCAUGCGCCCCCUACUGGGCGGGAAGGUGGUGAUGCCCUGCUACUUCCAGGACAACACGGUGCAGGACCCUGGUGCGCCCACCAUCGCGCCACUUUCCCACCGUAUCAAGUGGAGCUACAUCUACAAGGGCAAGGUGUCCCUCAUCCUGGUGGCCUCCGACGGACAGGUGAGGGUGGAGACGGACUACCUGGACCGGGUACACCUGAUCAACUACCCAGCCAUCCCUACUGACGUUACCAUGGAGAUGUAUGAGCUGCGCUCCACCGACUCCGGCUCCUACCGCUGUGAGGUGAUGCAGGGCAUCGAGGACAACUACGACUCUGUGGACGUCCAGGUGCAAGGAAUUGUCUUCCACUACCGAGCCAUUACCACCCGCUACACGAUGACGUUUGAGAAGGCCAAGGCUGCGUGCCUCCAGAACGGAGCGGUCAUCGCCACCCCAGCUCAGCUCCAGGCCGCCUAUGAUGAUGGCUUCCACCAGUGCGACGCUGGCUGGUUGGCUGACCAAACGGUCAGAUACCCAAUCCAUGAGCCUCGAGAGGGUUGCUGGGGAGACAAGGAGGACUUCCCUGGUGUCCGCACCUAUGGUGUAAGGGAUGUCAACGAGACAUACGACGUGUACUGCUUUGCAGAGAAGCUGAAAGGCAAGGUCUUCUACUCCAUGUCUGUUGCCAAGUUCACCUUCUUUGAGGCCAUGGACCAGUGUGCCAACCUCGGUGCCCGCCUGGCCACCACUGGGGAGCUGUAUCUGGCUUGGCAGGCGGGCAUGGACGUCUGCAAUGCCGGCUGGUUGGGUGACAGAAGCGUGCGGUAUCCAAUCAACAUUGCCCGCCCCCAGUGUGGAGGAGGGCUCUUGGGAGUGCGCACCGUGUACCGCUUUCCAAACCAGACUGGCUUCCCCUAUCCUGACUCCAGAUAUGACGCCAUCUGCUUUGAGGAGAGCCUGGAGAAGGAGGAGGAAGAGGUGUCCUCUACUCCCCCUCCUCCCUUCCCCUUCCCGGAGCGCAGCACCACCGAGGGGCGCGUGAGCGUGGCCACGGUCACCUCCAGGCCCGCCAUCUUCCCAGUCCAGAGCAGACCCACGGAGGGAGAGGCACGUGGCACGCCCGACGAGACCACCGAGGUGCCCCUGCCCAUGCCCCCCACCUUCCCCAGCAUUGUGACCGAAGAGGUCAUCACCCGGGCAACCGCUCGGCCAGGCGUGUCACAGGAGUGGCACAGGGAGAAUGAGACAGGAGUGGUGUUCCACUACCGCUCUGCCUCCAGGCGCUAUGCGAUGAGCUUUGUGGAUGCCCAGCUGGCGUGCCAUAGUCAGGGUGCGGACAUCGCCAGCCCCCAGCAGCUCCAGGCCGCCUACGAGGCCGGCUUCCACCACUGCGCCGCCGGAUGGCUGGAUGACCAGACCGUCAGGUAUCCCAUUGUUAACCCUCGGGCCCGUUGCUCCGGAGAUAAGUAUCAGCAGCCUGGUGUUCGCUCGUACGGCCUGAAGGAUGCUCGCCAGCACUGGGAUGUCUACUGCUACAUGGAUCGCCUCAGGGGUGAGGUCUUCCACGCGAGCACCCUGGCAGGCUUCACCUACUACGAGGCCGUGUCCUUCUGCAAGAGGCACGGCGCCACCCUGGCCUCCACCGCCGAGCUGUACGCCGCCUGGCACCGCGGCCUGGACAGCUGCCACCCCGGCUGGCUCUCCGACCGCAGCGUGCGAUACCCGAUCCGCCACCCCAAACCCAACUGCGGAGGAGGCAAAGCCGGCGUCCACACCAUCUACGCCUACCCGGGCCAGGCCGGAUUCCCCAGCCCUUACUCCAGAUAUGAUGCCUACUGCUUCAGAGCUGACCUGUCCAUCUUGGUCUCUGAGGGCAAACUGGAUGCAGCCCAGAUGCAUAUGGAGCUUAACAUGACACUGAUCACAGAUCUUCUAAGGCCUGUACGCCCAACCAUCUCCCCCAUCUUCGUGGACAUAUCCACCUCUGGAGAAGAGUCUGGAAGCGGAAGCGCCUCUGGCUCUGGCUCUGGCUCUGGCUCUGGCUCUGGCUGGGACGGCUCUGACGUCUCCAUAAGCUACCAUGGAAUCGGAGGCCACGAUCACUCCAUCAAGACAGACGAACCCAAAGAGGCGACGGAGGGCAGAACAGAAAGCUUCUCCACGGACGUGAGCUCUGGGACAGACGACAGGUACACAGAGAGAGGAGGGGAGAGUGGCUCAGCUGUGGUGGACCUCCACUCCGGCUAUCCGAGCGGCGUCAGCAGCGGUGUAGGGAGCGGUGUCGGCAGCGGUGUAGGGAGCGGAGGAGAGUCACGCUGGGUCACCCUGGUGGAUGAACAGCUGGUCAGCAGCUCCGCAGCCCCCACCACGGAGCAGGAGAUGGGUAGACGACCCCACAUCGACGUCAGCGGCUCCGGGUUCAUCAGCGGCGGCUCUGCCAGCGGAUCCGCCUCGGGUUUCCCCGACCUGACAUUCGUGGACCGCGGCAUGAUCGACAUCACCGGCAGCGGAAGAGGAGAGGAGCAGGAGAUGUCCCGGUACCCGCACAUCGGCUCUGGUGACGUCAGCGGCUACGGCUCGGGGUACCCCUCUGGCUACUACCCCUCUGGCGGCUCGACCUCGGGGGUCACUCUGACGGAAGAUGAGGUGUUUGAAGUCAGAGAGAGGGGCCGGGAGACGGAGACGGAGACAGAGGCCAGCGCGUCAGAGAUCGAGCGGCUGUCAUUCGACACACAUGAGCAGUACGUGAAGGAGCACAUGAGCGGCAGGGAGCCGGUUGACAGCUGGCAUGACGUGACAGUGAGACCCACCACGACCUGGGUGGAGCCCGAGGUGUUCCCAACAGCUGAGGAGGACGUCACCGGCGAGCCACAUGUGAUGGUCGCCACCACCGCCGCUGGCAGCGCGGGCAUGGGCACCGGUGCCAGCACCACCACAGUGUCCAGCGUCACUACUGCCCCCUCUCUGCCACUGCAGACACCUGUCGUCGUGGAGGAACCGGCUGUCGAUGAGGGUGAAAGUGACCUGUGUGAGCCCAACCCCUGUGGCGCAGGGCGAUGCUCUGUCCAGGAUGGCAUUGCAGUGUGCCAGUGCCCACCAGGGCAGACUGGGGAGAACUGUGACAUGCCCGCCCAGCAGGGUUGUGAGCAGGGCUGGGAGGAGUUCAUGGGCAACUGCUAUCUGCACUUCUCGGAGCGUGAGACCUGGACCACAGCCGAGCAGCGCUGUCAGGAGCUCAACUCUCACCUCGUCAGCAUCACCUCCCAACAGGAGCAGGACUUUGUCAACUCCAAUGCUCAGGACUAUCAGUGGAUUGGCUUGAAUGACAGAGACGUACAGAGUGAAUUCAGGUGGACAGAUGGCACUACUUUGAGCUACGAGAACUGGAGACCAAACCAGCCAGAUAACUACUUCAACGCAGGAGAGGACUGUGUGGUGAUGAUCUGGCAUGAGAACGGCCAGUGGAAUGAUGUUCCCUGCAACUACCACCUCCCCUUCACCUGCAAGAGCGGCCCUGUCAUGUGCCCCUCGCCUCCUGAGGUGGAGAACGCACGGCCGCUAGGUCCCGCUAGGGAUCGUUACCAUGCCAACUCCAUAGUGCGCUACCAGUGUAACCCCGGCUACACACAGCGCCACCUGCCUGUGGUGCGCUGCCUGCCCGACGGACGGUGGGAAGAGCCGCAAGUGGAGUGUAUAGGCACUGGUAACGCCAACAUCCGGCUAAAGAAACGAUCCGUGAAGCAGCAGACCAAAUCGGCCAGCAGUCGGACAUUGCGGAAGCGCCUCUGAACUGGACAGAAGGGACUAACUCAUUAGGGAAAAAAGAAACGAUUUUGUUGAUGGCAGAACAUUUGUAGAUGGCAUAUUUUCACCUGACAAAGAAAAACUGAAAAACACAAAAAAGAUAUUAGAACGACUGCCCACCUUUUUCUUUAUAAAACCUUAGGUUUUGUAGUCUGCCUGGCUGAUUGGAAAUCAACAUUUGACUAUACAGAACUUAAAAAUAACUCUGGGCUUGGAAGGACAGAUUAUGUCUUCCUUCGAAAAGAGAAAGUGCAAUUGUUGGCUUCAUUUUACUAAUGCCAGCUCUAAGAUUGGUCCCUCUGAAGACCCAGAAUUGGGGCUAUUUUUUAAAAGCACAACAGAAACACAACUCUAGCUGACAAAAGGCUUCCUUGACUACAACUGGAUAUUUACAGUUACACAGCUAUUUUUUCAGAGUUUAGAACAAAGAGUAUGUUUUUUUUUCUCAGAACCACAGAAUGUACCGACAGCUGUUUCUGAGCAAAUAACAAGAAUACAAUUUUCAAAUUUGCAUGCCAAUGGGAACCAACAAAAUGAAUCAUAAAAUCUAUUUGAAACUGAUUAGCAAACAUUGAUGAAAUGAAAAAACGAUCAGUAAAAUACUGAUGCUCUUCUGAACAAUCUGUCCGGUUUUCUGCUCCAUAUUACAGGCACUGUAAUUUUAUUUCAGAUAUUGCACCCCAACAUCUCCGCAGGAUAGCUACCCAGGGAAACACUUCCAAAUUAUCAGCCAAAGAAUAUUUUCUCAGUAAUUGCUGAAGUCCAUUUCUGUCUGAUGGUUUUAAAGAAUCCCUGGUUGUGAUGAUGGUAGAUUUUUUUUCUUUUUAUGGAGUAGACGAAGUCUCUGAAAGAGGUCUUUGUCGUGUUGACAUUAACUGUGAAUGCCUCUUGGCCUGAGCAAUUCUUACUGAAGUAUGUAAAUUGAAAUGAUGCACACCAUUCUGGCCUACUUGGCAAAGUUGACACCGAUUACAUUUUUUUACACCUGCAGUUCAUAUCUUUCUGGACUUUCUGGUCCAGACAUGGGUACUGUAUGAUACCAGUUGGUUUACGAUAAAUUCAAAAGAAACCAAAUGCUGAUCAAUACUGUUUUUCCACAUUAGACUGUACUGUAGAGGACAACAACUGUCUCAAACUGGUGUCUAUCAACUGUCAAAUUAUCAUCACUGUCAAAACCCCUGAAAUAAAUAUUUGGCACCUAAUUUACUGCACAAUAGCAUGAUAAUUUAUGAUCGUGGGGUGGAAACAAAGAUGUUUAUGCUCAAGACAAAGAUAAAUGUCUUUGCUAUGUUGACCUUUUCCAUUCCUGACAGGUCAAAACCCAUAUGCAUGUAUCUGAGAAUGUAUGUUGUUGAGAGAUAAUUAAGAAUGUACUGGGUAAGUGUGCAAAGAGGUGCAUGCGUGCUGUGCAUGCAUAGGUGUGUAUGUGCGUGAGUGUGUGUAUACGUUUGUGUAUCUCUGUGCGUCUUCACAUGCAUGUGUGUGUGUGUAUGUGUGUGUGUG